Myzus persicae (green peach aphid) is the source of this 2091-nucleotide messenger RNA. Its product is annotated as dynein assembly factor 1, axonemal-like. Lineage: Eukaryota; Metazoa; Arthropoda; Insecta; Hemiptera; Aphididae. The record is from RefSeq and is a predicted model, not a curated record. The coding region runs from base 96 to 1940 and encodes 614 amino acids. Gene Ontology annotation, molecular function: protein binding. The transcript has 7 exons.
UCUAGAUUCUAGAACUUGACUAAAUGUAAAAACUACUCUAAUAAGAUAGAUUUGUAAAAUAAUACAAGUAAUAAUCAUAAGUAAUUAUCGGCAAAAUGGGGAAAAUUGAUGAAUUGAACGGUGGUUUUCAUAAACGUCACGAGCCUGGAAUGACGAAAGAAACUCUAAAAGAAAUAUGCAAAGAAAAUAAAUUGUACUUUAUCCCUAGUCACAAUGAUGUACUGUAUCUUCAUUUUAGAGGAUUUUCAAAGAUUGAAAACUUGGAAGAAUAUACUGGGCUAAAAUGUCUGUGGUUAGAAAACAAUUGCUUAACGAACAUUUCUGGACUCGACAAUCAAACAAAGCUCGUCGGUUUAUACAUGCACAACAACGCGAUCUCCAAAAUCGAAAAUCUCGAUUUCUUGAUCAAACUGAACACGAUAAAUUUGAGCCAUAAUUUCGUUAAAAUUAUUGAAAACUUAGAUCACUUGCAAGACCUGAAUUCUUUGAUUAUAUCUCACAACAAGCUUUCUACAGCAAGCGACAUUGCUCAUUUGGCCAACUGUAAAACCUUGUCUAUACUCGAUCUUUCAUUCAAUUACUUAGAUGAUCCAGAAAUCAUUGAUGUAUUUACCAACAUGGAAUCUUUGCGCGUUUUGUCUUUAACUGGAAAUAGUGUAAUUUCGAAGAUAAAAAACUAUCGGAAAACAUUAACUAUAAAAUGUAAAGAACUUCGUAAUCUGGACGAGAGGCCAAUAUUCAAAAAGGACCGCUUGUGUGCAGAAGCUUGGAGUACGGGUGGUAUCGAAGCGGAACAAGCCAUGAGAACUAAAUUAAACGAAAUCGAACAAAAAACCAUUUCGGAUUCCGUAAACGCACUAAUAAGUUUGCGCCGAAAUAGGAACGUACAAAUUACUCCAUCGGCCUCCGGAGACAGUGGCCAAGGGGAAGGUGUCGAUGUUUCCCAUCAUGAUUCUACGGCCAGUUUGAUCGUGUCCAAAGACUAUUACGAUGAAUGCGAUUCUUCAGACGACGAUUCCACCGACGACGGAUCGUCCAUCAAAGACGCAAGUACAUUGGUAAACGAAAUCGCCGAUAAUAACGACGCCGAAGACAACUCUGCAGCUGACGGUUCAGUUGAUCGUUCGGCACACGACAACGUUGUUGUUAAUAACGACGAAGGUUUAAGUGAAUUCGAGAGUGACGUCAUAAAUCAUUUGCGUCGAUUACCUGCAGGGGAACGGAGUGGCGGAAGCCAAGAAGACAGCGGUGGUCGCCACCCGAUCAUCGGUGUCUCAGACGAUGGUGUCGAAUCUGUAGAAAGAUUGAACGAAAAAUGUGAACAUUUCGUUGAAAACAAAGCCGACGAGUUUGCGAAUGACGCCGAGGUAAACAAUACUGAACCAUCUCUUGAACAGUAUACUGAUGGCCGUUUAUGUUCAAACGACUCGAACAAGCUGAUGAUUGAACGUACCGAAAAUAAAUUAGUUUAUGCAGAGAUAAAUUACGUGAAUGACGAACUAAAUACAGAUGAAAGUGGAAAACAAACGAAGACGAAUUUUGAUUUCAACGAGAAUAGUAGUCAAACGUAUGAUAAUAAUGUAAUAAAUAAUGAUCAUCGAAAUUUCGGCGGUUCAAUCGAAAUUAAUAACACAUUAUUAAAGGACAACGAUUCUGAAACGUACAAAAAUCUCGAUUUAAAUGAAAGACAAAGCUUCGAAAGUUUACCUUUAUUAUGUCCGGAGCAAACUAAUAACACUUCACAAAUCCUAUGCCCAAAAAGGUUGAAUACUCAUGACACAAUCGAUCAUGAUAAUGCUGACGAGGAAUCAAGUUUAACUAUUUUAACUGCAACUUGCGAAUCUGAUCGAAAUGAAAUCAAAGAAAUUCCUAUUAAACUCCCGUGGCUAUUGCCACCUCAAACAAAAGAAGAGUUUUAUAUCAAAAAAAGUUCUGAAUAAAAUCAUCAUUAACUGAAAAAAAUAUACACAUUUUUGUAAAGUAUACUAGAAUUAUAUUUCAUCUAGAGAUUCCAUUAAUUCUAUAGUCAUUAUAUUUAAUGUAAAAUGUUUUUUGAAAAGUUUUAAACCGCUAUUGAACAUGAGACAUUUG